ACAUAUAGCUGCACGAGCACCCGCACGCGCACAGGUUGUCACGCACGCGCGGCAGGAGGUGCGGCAGGAGGCGGAGCUCGUGCUGCGGGAUAGUGAGUGUUUCCCCGCAGAUCUUCCUCUCUGCUCUCCCUCCAGAACUCUUUAAACUGCUCUAAACCUCCGUAAUAGAGCGAUAAUGUACCGGUGCUUCGGCUCUCUGCUCCCCCGGGCUUCUCUCUCCGGCCCGUGGGCCUCUCUCUGCGGCACGCGCGCCUACAGCCAGGCCGCGGACAGCAGCGAUGAUCCGAACUUCUUCUCCAUGGUGGAGGGCUUCUUCGACCGCGGGGCCGCCAUCGUGGAGGACCGGCUCGUGGAGGGCCUGAAGACGCGCGAGACACAGGAGCAGAAGAGGAAGCGCGUGCGCGGGAUCCUUAGGGUCAUCAAACCGUGCAACCACGUGCUCAGCGUCAACUUCCCCAUCAAGAAGGACUGCGGGGAGUGGGAGGUGAUCGAGGCGUACCGAGCCCAACACAGCCAGCACCGGACCCCCUGCAAGGGAGGGAUCCGGUACAGCAUGGAUGUUUCUGUGGACGAGGUGAAAGCUCUGGCCUCGCUGAUGACCUACAAGUGUGCUGUCGUUGAUGUGCCGUUCGGUGGAGCGAAAGCCGGAGUGAAGAUCAACCCGAAGAAUUACUCUGACAACGAGCUGGAGAAGAUCACGCGCCGGUUCACCGUGGAGCUCGCUAAGAAAGGCUUCAUCGGGCCGGGCAUCGAUGUUCCCGCCCCCGAUAUGAGCACCGGAGAGCGGGAGAUGUCCUGGAUCGCAGACACCUACUCCACCACCAUGGGACACAACGACAUCAAUGCGAGCGCCUGUGUCACCGGGAAGCCCAUCAGUCAGGGCGGGAUCCACGGCAGAAUCUCUGCCACCGGGAGAGGAGUCUUCCACGGCAUCGAGAACUUCAUCAACGAGGCGUCGUACAUGAGUCAGAUCGGCCUGACGCCUGGGUUCCAGGACAAGACCUUCAUCAUCCAGGGUUUCGGUAACGUGGGUCUGCACACGAUGCGUUAUCUUCACCGUUUCGGGGCGAAGUGCGUUGGAAUCGCAGAGAUGGACGGAAGCAUCUGGAACCCCAAAGGCCUCGACCCCAAAGAGCUGGAGGAAUACAAACUGGCCAACGGGACGAUCGUAGGUUUCCCAAACUCCACUCCCUACGAGGGAAGCAUCCUGGAGGCCGACUGCGACAUCCUGAUCCCUGCAGCCAGCGAGAUGCAGCUGACCAAGAGCAACGCUCACAAGAUCAAAGCCAAGAUCAUCGCUGAAGGAGCCAACGGGCCGACGACGCCCGAGGCCGACCGCAUCUUCCUGGAGAGAAACGUGCUGGUGAUCCCGGACAUGUACCUGAAUGCAGGUGGAGUGACGGUGUCGUACUUUGAAUGGUUGAAGAAUCUGAACCACGUCAGUUACGGCCGACUCACCUUCAAAUACGAGAGGGAUUCAAACUACCACCUGCUGAUGUCGGUACAGGAGAGUCUUGAGAGGAAGUUUGGGAAACACGGCGGUGCGAUUCCCAUCGUUCCCACUUCAGAGUUCCAGGCCCGCGUCGCUGGAGCGUCGGAGAAAGACAUCGUUCACUCAGGUCUCGCCUACACCAUGGAGCGCUCUGCCAAGGCAAUCAUGCGGACGGCCAACACGUACAACCUGGGUUUGGAUCUGAGGACGGCAGCGUACGUGAACGCCAUCGAGAAGGUGUUCCAGGUGUACAACCAGGCGGGCCUCAGCUUAUCUUAGAGACACACACACACACACAUACAUACAUACAUACAUACAUACAUACAUACAUACAUACAUACACACACACACACACACACACAACUGUCUGUUACACGUCUGUUACGUUUUAAGUCAGAUUCUUUCGGGUUUUAUCAGAAAUAUGUAUUUUUCCCCUCAAAAUUGUUGGGAUUUAUUUCACAAAACAUUCCGGGGUUCUACCCAAUUUUAUUUCUUCUGAAAUUGUUAUGAUUUUUUUUACAGAAUAUCUGAUAUUUUCUAAAAACAUUUCAUUUUCUAGAACUCUUUUUCACAAACUAUUCCUACAGUCUUUCUCAAAAUAUUCGGAUCAUUUUAUUUUUGGAAUAGUCCAACUGUCUGUCUGUCACCUGUCUGUCUGUCACCUGUGUGUCUGUCACCUGUCUGUUACCUGUCUGUUACCUGUCUG
This is a messenger RNA of Trematomus bernacchii (emerald rockcod), 2198 nucleotides long. It is a transcript of the gene glud1a, whose product is annotated as glutamate dehydrogenase 1a. Gene Ontology annotation, molecular function: L-glutamate dehydrogenase (NAD+) activity. Gene Ontology annotation, cellular component: mitochondrion. The record is from RefSeq and is a predicted model, not a curated record. Gene Ontology annotation, biological process: L-glutamate catabolic process. NCBI's taxonomy places the organism in Eukaryota, Metazoa, Chordata, Actinopteri, Perciformes, Nototheniidae.